AUGGAGGCUGAGCUAUACUUUUCCGCUUAUGAUGCUCUACACCAGGGCAAUUCUACUGUUCGACGACUUGAACUUCGUCUUCAAAAUGUGUCCAGUAUUGGAAAGAUUGUAUGGUCUUCAUUUGAUUUCAUGUGUGGACCUGAGAUGAAACACUUGUCUAGGAACCUUGUACAGGUCACAUCGUCGUCAUCGGUGUCACCUGUAAAUCUCAGUGGAGAGGAAGGUUCGGUGAACGAUGCCGAGAGCCUUGAUUCUUCUAUGUCCACACAAUCUGCUCAGUAUGAGGAUAUUGAUGAUCCAUUAGAGACUGAUCUUACGUGUGCUGGAGUGUUGGAUGACACUUUCCUAGAAGAUUCUUUGUACCAUGAUUAUCGCAUAUCUAGUCGAAAUGCCGGUAUUGCUUACCGUGAAUUGCGGUAUCUUGAUGAAUUCAUGGUGGAUAGCCAUUAUAGCAAGGCCGAUUCCAAUUGCACGGUGACGGAAUCUGGCAUACAGGAAAGUACGACCGCUUCGAGGUCAACUUCUGCAUCCACUACGACAGCUAUGCUGCAAAGUGCGGAGAAUUUGAUGGAUUCAGGAGACGCCAGUAGUGAAGUAACUGUUGGACCUAUCGAUCCCAUGGUAGGAACUCCUAUGGAGCUCAUGAAUAUUUCUACUUUACUUUCAUCUGAUAACCACAGGCAAUCCGACGACACUACUUCGCGAACGCAGCCACUUUCAAAUGCAUCAACACCGGGCUCAUUUGAUGACGAUGUCGUGUCAUUUCUUGACUUGCCGAUUGCUCCUCGUGAAGAUACUGUCACUGAUGAAGUAUUUGUAUCUAAAUUCGUUCUGGCUGAACAAGUCUUCAGUACACAAUUACCUUCUAAUCCUCUCAUGCACAAAAUAACCGUGGUACCCUCUCGAAAUCUAUUGAUCGGAUCCUUCAUAUUCUCUGUCGUUGCACGAGAUGGGAACAAAACUAUACAUGCGAUUUCUUUUUUGAUGAGUUGUUGCAAGCAGGAAUGGUAUCUGGAGCGACAGCCAUUUCUCGAGUCGGCCAUUCUUGACGCUGUCCCUAAAAUUAAGGCAGCCAUAUUAGUGGUAGGCAUUUCCCGAAUACUCCGGAUAGAGAAUUCCAAGAAUUUUGUUACUUCACAGGAAGAUUGGGAUGACGUUGUGGUGCGCAUCAAUGCUGAGCUUACGCGAUUGAUGCAUUUGAUGACUGUAUUGGACAGGCAUCCCCUCGUAUCUGAAUCACGUCCGCUCCUGAUCAAAAACACCCUACUAACUGGAAAAAGAUGUCAUCACGACAAGGUACUGUGCAAGGCUAUAUCUGGUGUGCUUCAGAGUCAAGGUUACUGUGUCAUAAUCGGUUCUGAUACCCUCUAUGUUUCAAAGUUACUAAAUACACUUGCUGCAUUCAUACCGGAGGAAGUGCGUUUCUGUUGUUUACGUAUGUAUCGUCACAAGUUUAGCCCCUACGUCCGGUUGCAAGCAGUACGUCGGUGUGAGUUGCCAUAUGUGCUGCAAUGUGGUGCGCUGUCAAGCUGGCCUAUAUGUGUUGUCGACGUCGAUCGUGCAACGGUUUGCAUGUCUCCCCCUUAUAGUCGCCAUCGAAUUCUCAAGCAAAGAGCUGACGCACAGAGGGUCAACAUUAUUCUCGACAGCUCUUUUAAGUGCAAACCUGUCACUCUAGAAAUGACCUCCUGUCGUGUUCUCGAAUGUGUGAAGACGUUUCUGCGACGCAUUGAUUUGCUUCCUUUGGAGGAGUCUGCUCGAAUGGGUCUGGUGAAACAGUUAAUGUUAUAUGUAGAAAAUAUGGCUCGGGCGUUGAUUCUAUAUGUACAGCAUGCCAGUGAGCCAUUACCUUCUGAAAAAGCUUCGGCUACGAAGAGCCCUCGGUUCUCGUUAAGUGAGUGUCGACGAGCUUUAGACCUGCAGUCAGACAGCUGGUUUCACGCCGUUCUCGCAAGGGCGGAGCUUAUAAUGCCUGACAUCGCUGAAUUCAUCUAUAGCUCGGGAUGA
Haemonchus placei is the source of this 2007-nucleotide messenger RNA. The record is from the annotation of a GenBank genome assembly. Lineage: Eukaryota; Metazoa; Nematoda; Chromadorea; Rhabditida; Trichostrongylidae.